Molecule: messenger RNA, 2916 nt
Organism: Notolabrus celidotus (New Zealand spotty)
Lineage: Eukaryota; Metazoa; Chordata; Actinopteri; Labriformes; Labridae
Product: beta-1,3-galactosyltransferase 1-like
Exons: 6
Coding region: 881-1867 (328 amino acids)
Cellular component (GO): membrane
Molecular function (GO): N-acetyl-beta-D-glucosaminide beta-(1,3)-galactosyltransferase activity
Source: RefSeq, a predicted model, not a curated record
CUCCGCCCCCCUCCACGAGCGAUGCAGCGCGAGACGCUGAGCAGAGCAGCGCGAGCGGGGGAGCGAGCAGAGAGAGGAGGCAUCCGCGCGGUGUGGAGCGGACUGGAGCCGGACUCUGAACCGCCCCUGGUUUCUCUGGACCAAGUUUAACGGACUGGACGAGGACUACAACACGGAGAGAUGGGCGAGGAAGAUCUGACAUGGAACUUUUGACUUGAGCUAGCUGAUGGCACUACCACGGUCCUGGAGAUGGCGGCCACAUCACGCCAAUGAAUUUGGAGAAACCUUGGGAACGAUGAAGCUGCAGGAAAUCAAGAAAUCAGAAGGGAUGGUAUGAGGAGACAGAGCCCAUAUUGCCUUGGACGAGCGCCAGCUGUGUCAGGUCUUGCUGGCGGAACGACUCCAGCUCUGGUGUACCCUCCUGUCUCGUUGAGCACUCAACCUUUUUGACGUCCAUCCACCAACAUCCAAAGAUCUUCAAGUCAAUUUGAGGGACUGCUGUGGCCAUUCCAAAACUUUGGUCCAUCACUAAUAGAUUAAUUUAAAGUUGAUUCGCGUUGAUAAAGCCCACUGGGACUUCAGGAUGUGGAAAAUGGCCAGCAAUGAGCAGCAGCCCCAAGAGGAGAGAUGCUGUAACAGAAAGCCCAAACCAUCCCAGCGAGCUAUCAUGGAGCACAGUAAGGACGUAGACAUGAUAAGAAACCUCUGCGGCGGUUCUAUUCGAACAGAACUCUAGAGAGGCCCAUUAUCGGAAAUUAAUGUCAGCCGUGUUGCGGGGGCAGCCUCAAGCUGCGCCGCCCCAUCUGAGACGACCAAUGGAGGCGUGGCCUCAAGGUUUCCGACCCUGCUGCCACUGGUAACAAGAGUUAAGUGACCAGCAAUGCCUUCUAAAGUCUCCUGCUUGUACUUGCUGACAGUGGUUUGCUGGGCCAGCGCUCUGUGGUACCUGAGUGUGACCCGCCCCUCCUCGUCCUACAUAGGCCAGAUGACGAUCCCACUUCGCAAGUUGCCCAAGGUGAACAAGAGUGCCACUUUCAACAACAUCCGAACGCGCUCACUCAACCCACACGACUUCGGUUACAUCAUCAACGAGGAGAAGAAGUGUGAGGCAGAGCCGCCUUUCCUCGUCAGCCUCAUCAGCACCACGCAUAAGGAAUUCGACGCCCGACAGGCCAUUCGUGAGACAUGGGGUGACGAGAGUACCUUCCCGGAUGUUCGCUUGGUCACUCUUUUUUUAUUAGGACGCAGCACCGAUAACGUCCUCAACCAGAUGGUAGAGCAAGAGAGUCAGAUCUUUCACGACAUCGUGGUGGAGGAUUUCAUUGACUCUUACCACAACUUGACGCUUAAGACGCUGAUGGGCAUGCGAUGGGUCGCCACGUUUUGCUCAAAGGCGCAAUACGUUCUCAAGACUGAUAGUGACAUCUUCGUCAACAUGGAGAACCUCAUCUUCAACCUUUUGAAACCAGCCACAAAGCCAAGGAGAAGGUACUUCACCGGCUACGUCAUCAAUGGCGGGCCAAUCAGAGACAUGCGCAGCAAGUGGUACAUGCCAAGGGAUUUGUACCCCGAGAGCAAGUACCCGCCGUUCUGCUCCGGCACGGGUUAUAUCUUCUCAGCAGACGUUGCUGAACUCAUAUAUAAGACAUCUUUACACACCAGGCUGCUGCACCUGGAGGACGUGUACGUAGGGGUGUGCCUACGUAAAUUGGGCAUCCAUCCGUUCCAGAACAGCGGCUUCAACCACUGGAAGAUGGCAUACAGCCUUUGCAGAUACCGCCGGGUGGUCACCGUCCACCAGAUCUCCCCAGAGGAGAUGCACCGCAUCUGGAACGACAUGACCAGCAAGAAACACCUGAAGUGUUAGCAGGACUGUUGGAACUUUCAAAAGGGAGAGUCAGUCAUCCCUUUCUUCUUUAACUUUUGGCUUUGGCAAGACCUUUUUCAGCACGUAGCACUGAGCUAGAGAAGCAGUAUUGACGUGUUUUUCCCAGGCACUGAUUGCUUUGCCAGGAGCCUCUGUAGUGCAAGGCCAAAGCUUACUCCUCUGUAUUCUGUGUCCACCCUCCCUUCAAGGUGUUUUUGAGAGGUACUCAACUCAGACUCACUAAAUAGGCACAAAGUUGGAAAUAUGUUUUUCCAAAAAUGUGCCAAAUGUUCAUCCGGUCGUUUAUUAUUGCCAGCAGCAGUAUGAUUUUAUAGGAAAAUACAAGACAGGAAGCUUAGAGGCUUGUGUUAAAGCACUUAUUUAUACAAGACACAAACUGUCCCGAUUACUAGACUGCAGAUUACAGAAAUGCCAACACAGUUCUUUAAACCCAGACGUUCGCCAUCACACGCUCUUGUUAUGAAUGUUUCUCAUUUUAUUUUUCAGUUGUAGUAUUUUUCUGGAAAAGGUGUUAAAGUGUUGGAUGUACUGUCUGGCACUCGCAGCAGCUUCUGUCUUUUGUGACGACCACGGUGAGGUGCGGUGCAGUGACUCAUUCAAACAGGCUGGAACACGUGCACUGUGAUCAUCAGCCUUUACUCUUGGAAAAGAAGCAAGAAAAAGAGUAUUAACGAAAACCUGUUUGCCUCUGUUAUUUUCUUCUUUAGAUUCAGACAUAUUUUCUUACAGAUCCACAGAUCAUUGUGUGGUGCAAUGAAAAUCUCCAAAAAGGACCCGGACGGUGUGAAGACAUCAGCUGCUUGCAUUCCCAAGUGAAUGUUACUCCUGUUAAUGUGUAAUGUGCAGUUAUUUGUCUCAGGCCGUGCCGUGAGCAGGCUGCAGACUAUUAUAUUUUCUAUUACUUGAACAUGAUUGAGAACAGAUGUACUGCAAGCGCAGUGUGUACUGAGGAAAAAUAUUACAUUUUGGAGUGCUUUCUUCUUUUCAAUUACUUGAGAUUCAAUAAAGCGCUUUUAUAUGACUCAAAA